This is a messenger RNA of Orussus abietinus, 1641 nucleotides long. It is a transcript of the gene Amph, whose product is annotated as myc box-dependent-interacting protein 1. The annotation marks the transcript as partial. The transcript is spliced from 8 exons. Gene Ontology annotation, cellular component: cytoplasm; plasma membrane. NCBI's taxonomy places the organism in Eukaryota, Metazoa, Arthropoda, Insecta, Hymenoptera, Orussidae. Gene Ontology annotation, molecular function: phospholipid binding; protein binding. The record is from RefSeq and is a predicted model, not a curated record.
UUCCUGCAAAAUUUGGGGAAGGUCGACAGAACCGCCGACGACAUAUUCGACGAACACCUGCAGAACUUCACCAGGCAGCAGAAUUCCGCCAAUCGGCUGCAAAAGGAGUUCAACAAUUACAUCAGGUGUGUUCGAGCAGUGCAGGCGGCCUCGAAGACCCUGAUGGACUCCCUGAACGAGAUCUACGAGAGCCAGUGGACGGGCCACGACCUCCUCUACGUGCAGGCACAGAACCUGGACAUGCUCUGGCAGGACUUCACCCACAAGUUGGCCGAUCAAGUCCUGGUGCCCCUCAACACCUACCAGAGCCAGUUUCCGGAGAUGAGGAAAAAGGUGGACAAGAGGGGCCGCAAGCUGGUGGACUACGACGGACAGAGGCACAGCUUCCAGUCUCUUCAGGGCAAUCCGAAGAAGAGGGACGAGCUGAAGGUGUCCCGGGGCAAGGAGCAGCUCGAGGACGCCAAACGGACGUACGAGCAGCUCAACUCCGAACUCCACGACGAGCUUCCGGCCCUGUACGACUCCAGGGUCCUCUUCUUGGUCACGAAUCUGCAGACCCUCUUCGCAGCCGAGCAAGUUUUCCACGCCGAGAGCGCCAAGGUCUACUCCGAGCUCGAGGCGAUAGUCGAUAAGCUGGCCAACGAGAGCCAGAGAGGAUCCUACACCCUGAAGAAGCACUCCGAGCCGCAGUCGCCCAAGUCACCCAACGCCAACUCCUCGCUGAUCAUCAACACCCGACCUGCCCAGAACAACAUCUCAUCAGCUUUGGAUGAUCCCAUGGCGGCUGCUGGAGACACCUCGCCGACCACCCAAUUAAAUGGCAACGCUAAUAGCAAUGCUAACAGCAAUGAUAACUCCCUGAAUAACCAAGACGCCUCCCCGCAAAACGCAGACGCGCCCGUUAAGGGAGUCGAAGAGUUGUACGAUAUCCCAGCUGGCGCAACAACCGACAAUCUGCCUCCUGGUGUUCUCUACAGGGUCAAGGCCACGUACAAGUACAGUCGCGAAGACGUGGACGAGUUGUCCUUCGACGUUGGUGAGAUCAUUCGUGUCGUGGAGUACGACGAUCCUGAAGAACAGGAGGAGGGCUGGCUCAUGGGGGUCAAGGAAGGGACCAACGAGAAGGGGAUGUUCCCGGCGAACUUCACGAAGCCUCUGUGAGGUCCUCCACCGGACAAGUACACUCCAAUGCUCACAGGAACGGCGUAGAUGUAUUUCAAAGGAGGUGGAUCGACGAGAGGAAGAAAUAAGAAGAGGGCAAGUCGGUCCUGGUCUCGAGGAUGGAUUUUUCGUUUCAAACGAGACGAAGAGGCGACGGAUGAAGAUGUGAAAAUAUGAAAAUGUAAAAAGAUGAGAUGGUCACGCUGGAAGGUGCCGCGGUGAAAUCAAUCGGCCCAAAGUGCCUUAUCCCAGCUGUUGUCUGUGCCAACAACCAAGAUUUUUCUUUCUCUUUCUUUUCUCUGCUUGUAAGGUGGGAUUUAUCAUAUCUCAUAUCGAGCAUACGAAUGCGUACACACCUAUACGCGCGAAUAAUCACCCCGAAUAAUCAAAUGAGGUAUUUAAUUAAUUGAAUUAUCGAAUAAUAUAUAUAUGGAUGAUAUACUGUACCCGCAAUAUUACUAUUACGAAGAAUCUAUAUUA